CUCGCUCUCUCUUUAACUUUGUCCUUCACAUCAAGAGCCUCUUUCUCUCUCUCUCUCUGAGCACCAAGUCACGCUCUCCCUCGCCUUAAAAUAAUUGCAUAAACCCAUAAACCAACGACAAUAUUAUAUGGAGAAAUCUGAAAUCUGUUUGGGGGGGCCAUAAGCCAAUAAUCCAUAUACUUUCACCUUCUCCUGCUAUAAUGUAGCAUUUCUCUAAUCUAAUUCCACGUUUUAUAUACUAGCCCACACCAAAUACCCAUCUCUCUCUCUCUUUCUCUGCUUUUUGUUUUUGCUGUAGAGAUAUUCUCUCCCACCCUGCAAGCAAAGCAGCUUUCACUUUCUUUUUUUGUUUUUGUUCUUUUGGGUUCUCUCUCUACUUUUUCUGUCUUUCUCUCUCCUUUUGGUUUCUGGGUUUCUGUGCUCUCUCAUUGAGAUCUGCUUCAAAAUGGGUUUUCUCCGAGGCACUUGCACUAGCUCGAGGGAGCCACCUAAUAGCCCAGAUGCUCCAUACUCUUCCUCUCUACCUGCAAAUCGAUACUGUCACUAUAAUGACCUCAAAGUAAAGACCAUUUUGAGAAAGAUGAUUUGGGAACUUGGGUUGGCCUGUGUUAUCCCACCUCGUCUCAGGCGAAGCUCUAGCAAGAAGCAGAGCCAAGCUGACCAACAUAACGACAUUAACAACAAGAAUUUGGAACACAACAAGGCAUGGUUGCUGGCAGAGUCUGGUGGGUGUGGCGCAGAGUUGACUAGUGCUGACCCACAAUCGGUUCACUCAUCUUUCAGGUUCAGUUUUUGCUCUCAGGUUGAGCUCGAGUCUCUGAACAUGAAUCCUUCGACUGCUGCUACAGUUUUGAUGGUGAAUUUGGAUAGUGGAAUGACCGAGUCUCGAGCAACAGCGCUUAAGUGGCGCAGAAUUGAGUCAUUAGAGAGGAGCAUAUCCCCAGUGGCCAAUACUCUGAUCAGAUUCAGCUAUGGUGAAAUUCUUUCUGCUACCCGCAAUUUCUCCAAAGGCAGAGUUUUGGGAAGAGGGGCUCUGAGCUGUGUUUUUAGGGGGAGAGUUGGGCUUUUGAGGAGGGCCGUGGCGAUUAAACGGUUGGACAAGGAAGACAAGGAGUCUGCAAAGGCAUUCUGUAGAGAAUUGAUGAUUGCUAGCUCUCUUCACAACCCAAAUGUUGUUCCUCUUGUGGGUUUUUGUAUUGAUCCAGAGGAGGGCCUUUUCUUGGUGUACAAGUAUGUAUCUGGUGGAAGCUUAGAGCGCCAUUUGCAUGGGAAGAAGAAAGGUGUAAAAGGAGGUUCUUCACUUCCAUGGUCUGUGAGGUAUAAGGUUGCCAUAGGGAUUGCAGAGGCGGUAGCAUAUCUACAUAAUGGAACUGAGAGAUGUGUUGUUCAUAGAGACAUCAAGCCUUCUAACAUUCUCCUUUCUUCAAAGAAGACACCGAAGUUAUGCGAUUUUGGAUUAGCCACAUGGACUUCUGCACCUUCAGUUCCCUUCCUUUGCAAAACUGUCAAAGGAACAUUUGGUUAUUUGGCUCCCGAGUAUUUCCAGCACGGGAAAGUAUCGGAUAAAACCGAUGUAUAUGCUUUUGGGGUGGUCUUACUGGAACUCAUAACUGGCCGGAAACCAAUAGAAGCAAGAAGGCCGCCGGGAGAAGAGAACUUGGUGCUAUGGGCAAAACCCCUCUUGCAGAAAGGGAAAGGAGCCAUUGAAGAGCUGCUUGAUCCACAGCUCAAAUGCACCUUGAGAAAUUCAAAUCAAAUAGCACGGAUGAUUGAAGCUGCAGCUCCCUGCAUAACCAAUGAAGAAUCUCGGAGGCCAAGCAUUGAAGAGAUUAUUGCAAUAUUGAGAGGUGAAGAAUCACCUGUUUUCUCUAAAAGGAAGAAGCCUGGUUUUCUUGGAAAUGGAUGCGUCAUUGAUUGUUACCCCCAAUUACAGCAAACAAAUAGUGAGAUGAGGAGUCACUUAGAAUUGGCAAUGCUAGGAGUUUCUGAGUUUGAGGAUGACGAUCACUUUUUCUGUCGAUGAGGCAUUAUACUUUGAACUUAAUUUCUGGAAUUUUCCCAUUAUUUUUAACGUUUGCUUGCCUGAAGAGAGUGCUAGAAAUUAGAAUUGGAAGAGUGUUGAAUUUGUAAGUAGGAAAGGAGUCUAAUGAACGAUUGGUGUGUACAUAUCUUCCAUUUUACCUGUCCCUGUUCUCAGAGGGAAGAAGUGUAAUAGAUCGUUUCAAGUUCAGAUUUCCCAUGAA
Corylus avellana is the source of this 2243-nucleotide messenger RNA. Its product is annotated as putative serine/threonine-protein kinase PBL7. Gene Ontology annotation, biological process: protein phosphorylation. The record is from RefSeq and is a predicted model, not a curated record. Gene Ontology annotation, molecular function: protein kinase activity; ATP binding. NCBI's taxonomy places the organism in Eukaryota, Viridiplantae, Streptophyta, Magnoliopsida, Fagales, Betulaceae.